AAAUAAACGUGAAAGAACUUCUGUGCAAUGACAGACAAUAAAUUAAACAGAAUCUACUUGAGAAGACAGGCACAACGGGUAGAAUCGUACAAAUCACUCGUUACCAAACCUAGAUUCUCCUGGAAAAAGUACACCUUCUCAGGAAAUCAAAACUCUUACCCACAAGCUUCAAGAAGUGAAUCAUACGAGUCAUCAAAAGAGACCGAGAAUGACCUGACCAGUAAACAUAGGUGUAACAACAUUCAAUCACCUACCAUCUCUAAUCCCAGUUCUUCAGACAGUUCAGAGGAUUUGCAGGUGAAUACCGGUAUAUUUUCAACUGCUAAAGAUGAGAGAAAAAUGGAUAUCGAUGUGUCAUCAGUAAUGACACGAUCAGCGACUCGUAAAUUUGCUUCUGUGGGAUCAAUCCACAAUCGAGUAAAUAUAGAUGAAGAACUUGAGGUUAAGAAAAGAUGGCCUAGUCACAUUUCAUAUCCAACUCCCAAACCACCAGACAAUAUGAAUCAGUUGAGAGAUGUAGUAACCAAAUCCUUUAAUGACGUUUUGAUGUUUUGUAAAACAGCUGUAGCUGAAUCCCAAUUUGAACCAAUUGAAGAAUCAAUUUCUUGCCAAGAGAACAUUAUUGACCUCUCACCAUACAUCACUCAAGAAUCGGUUCAAGAAAAUGGUAGUGAAGAUCAAAUAGCCUUCCACCUAAAUGAAGAUUAUAUUACUCAAGUGAAUGUAAUAGCUUUAGAUGAAGAUCAAGAGGGCACUUUAGUGAUCCACGAUGACGGAGAUGAAGAAUAUGAAACAAUCACUUUACAUUCAGGGGGAACCUAUUUAAUUGACAAUGAUAACUAUUUAAACACAUGUGGGUCUGACUUUGGUCUCGUCCAAACUUGUUCCACCAAUAGUUUUUUAAACAAUGCACAGAAAAACGUUGAAAAUGAUCACACUUAUGCUGCUAAACCUAGUAAAACAUUCGUUACUAGUGAUGUCUUUGAAUCCAAAUCAAGAAUGCCAUCUGAAAGCAAUGAAGGACACGAGCUUGAUCUUACUAAGUCUUUAAAUGAUUUGUUACUCAAUACAGCUAUUUUAAAGUGUUUGAUUUGUAAUGAAACUCCCCAGGAAAUGAUUUGCCAACUGCAUGAAGCUCAGGUUAAUUGAUUACCCGUUAAGUGGUUUUAGCAGAAACAAAUGUGUUAGUACAUAACUACAUAGUAAUAACUAUUACUAAGUGCGUAGUUAAAUUAAUAUUUUGUGAUUAUUAUUUUUUUUUACUAAGAAGAAAACUAAAUAAUGCACACAUAGGCUAGUGUUUUUGGUCCAAUAUUAAGGGUCAUAUACAUGUACUGAUUGUACCACUAGUAUUUCAAAUGAACUAAUGUUAUGCAUGU
Molecule: messenger RNA, 1379 nt
Organism: Macrosteles quadrilineatus (aster leafhopper)
Lineage: Eukaryota; Metazoa; Arthropoda; Insecta; Hemiptera; Cicadellidae
Exons: 3
Coding region: 28-1149 (373 amino acids)
Source: RefSeq, a predicted model, not a curated record